AUGGUCCAGGCUGGACAGAGCCGAGGAUCCCUUUCCAGCCCUGUGUAUUCUGUGAGACUCAUGGGCUUCCUUUCUGCUUUUGGGGAAAAACUCUGGUCUGGGAAGAGCAUCCCAUCCCUUGUAUCCUCCAUCGUUAUGCACGAUGUUGCUAACACUGCGUGGCAAAGAAUUUCCUACAGGACCGGUGUUUUCCUUCACAGCCUCUAUUGGAAGGACUUCCGAAUGGGAAACGGCUUCUCUGUGCUCUCCAGACUAAGAAAUCCAUACAGGCUGAUCUCAAGUCAGUACCUGAAACAGACAGCUAUAUUGGAGCGUAUUUGGGAGCAUAGUAGGUGGAAAUAUCACCUCAUUCACCUGCCAACACCGUCACAGGCUCUUCUUCACCACUGGAAAAAGAAGUCAAAAACAAUUCUCAUAAUGUCAGAUGCUCCAGACUGUGAACAACCUCCAGAAGAAAUUGCAGACAAGACAGAGACAAUUCCUAUCGUGGAGCUGGAGCCAAAGUCGGAUCUUCCCCUCCCUCCCCCUCCAGAGGAUGAAUGGAUCCCAAUUCCUAAUACCACCAAUGUGAAUGCUUCUUUUUCACGGUGUCUACAUGCAACUACUCCUGUGAUCCUGGGAGUUCUCAGCCUGCUCCUCUUGGGAUUGUGUGGAUUCUUUGGCUAUCAGUGUAAGUCUGAUCAACUGAGUAAAAAUAAGGCAUGAUUCUUUGUCAGGUUAUCAUAUUUAUUUAAACA
Messenger RNA from Oryctolagus cuniculus (rabbit), 737 nucleotides. NCBI's taxonomy places the organism in Eukaryota, Metazoa, Chordata, Mammalia, Lagomorpha, Leporidae. The record is from RefSeq and is a predicted model, not a curated record.